Messenger RNA from Penicillium maclennaniae, 1524 nucleotides. Its product is annotated as cytochrome P450. Bases 1 to 1524 code for a protein of 507 amino acids. The record is from RefSeq and is a predicted model, not a curated record. NCBI's taxonomy places the organism in Eukaryota, Fungi, Ascomycota, Eurotiomycetes, Eurotiales, Aspergillaceae. Gene Ontology annotation, molecular function: heme binding; monooxygenase activity; iron ion binding. The transcript has a single exon.
AUGUGGCAAGCGCAUACAGCUACGGAGUUUCUCUUGUAUCUGGUUUCAACCAGCGGCAUUCUCCUUGUCUGCUACGUCGUCACCCUGGUCAUCUAUAGGCUAUACUUCCAUCCGCUAGCCAAAUUCCCUGGGCCCAAGCUAAACGCGAUCAGCUCAUUGCCGUCCAUCUACUUGCUGUUGCGAGGCCGAUUACCGCUCGUGAACAAGCAACUCCAUGACAAGUAUGGCUCGGUGGUUCGGGUGUCGCCGAAUGAGCUUUCCUUUAACUCCGCUCCAGCAUGGGACGGCAUCUACGGCUUCAAGACCAAUGGACGGAAGAACAUGCACAAGGACCCAAUCCAUGUGGGGUCCGUCGACCCCUUGCCCGGGGCUUCCACCUUGACGAUGUCGGAUGACGCCAACCACACCAGACAGAGGCGCGCUCUGGCGCACUCAUUUUCCGAGAGAGCAUUGAAAGAGCAAGAGUACAUAAUCCAACAUCAUGUGGACAGUCUCAUCAAAAAUUUCAAGCGGAUGGCCGGGACGGGGGAAGAACUCAACCUGGUGAACUGGCUGAAUUUCACCACCUUCGACAUAAUCGGCGACCUUGCAUUUGGUGAGCCGUUUGGUUGCCUGGAUCUGGGCGCGUUCCAUUCGUGGGUUGCCUUAAUCUACGAAACGGUGAAAGUAGGAGCGCUGGAACAGGCAACCCGGCGCUUCGCCGAGGCGGGCUCGUGGUUGCAGACGAUGCUGCUAAACCUGAUCCCAAAUGACGUUAGAAAAAAGCGACGGGAUCAUCUCACAUUCAGCCGCAAUAAGGUUCUGCGGCGCCUACAGAACGAGCACACCGAGCAUAGGGACUUCAUCUACUACAUCCUGAAGCAGAGGGAUAAGUAUGACCUCCACGAAAACGAGAUCAUCCUGAAUGGGGCGUUGUUCAUCGUCGCAGGCAGUGAGACGACCGCCAACCUUCUCUCUGGGCUGUUUGCACGAUUGCUUAGGACCCCCAGCAAGUGCCAACAGCUCUGCGCAGAGGUCCGGUCCGCCUUCCAGUCCGAAGCCGAGAUCACAUACCAGCGGACCAGCCAACUUCCGUACCUCAACGCGUGCCUGGAAGAAGGUCUUCGAAUCCACCCCCCGGUUCCAACGGGGCUUUUGCGUACAGUUCCCGCGGGGGGCGACAUAAUCGAUGGUCACUGGGUUCCUGGAGGCACGUCAGUCUCUGUCAGCUCGUGGGCUGCAUCGCAUAACCCGGCAAAUUUCCAGGAAUGCGAUUCAUUCAUCCCGGAACGGUGGAUUGGCGACGGCUUCGCAGCCGAUAUUAAGAGCGGUAUGCAGCCGUUUUCCCUCGGCCCGCGGGGAUGCAUCGGUAAAAGCCUGUCCUACAUGGAGAUGAGAGUCAUUCUGGCUCGAGUCGUGUGGAACUUCGACGUGAUUAGUACUGACGGUGCAUGGCAAUGGGACCCCGAGGGCGAGAUGAAGCACAUGAAGGCCUAUAACACAUGGCAGAAACCAGAUCUCAACGUCAAAUUGGUGAAAGUUUAG